Seminavis robusta is the source of this 1699-nucleotide messenger RNA. The record is from the annotation of a GenBank genome assembly. Lineage: Eukaryota; Bacillariophyta; Bacillariophyceae; Naviculales; Naviculaceae.
CAGAACUACUAGAAGAAGAAGAAGUGCAGCUGGGAGGUCUCGAGAGACAGCCAUCAGCCUCAUUCUUCUUUCUCAGCAAUGAUCGAUAGAAGACCGAGACUCGACUCGUCUUGUUUGUGUUGUGGUUGCAUGUUCUGAAUUGGAUGGUGUUGUUGGCAGUAGAAAGCAUUAACAGACGUUAAUCAUUAAUCCUUUGAGCCAUUUUUCCACUGUAGAUGAUGUCAUCGGAACAAGCAUGAAUGCAUCGUGGAAUGGAGCAACAGUGAAGAUCCACGGCCUUCUUUUAGCUGAAGGCAAUCGGUUCCAUUACCGGUAGGUUCUAGCUAGGAGCUUGGAGGAAGACCAAUGUCAUGUUUCAACCUACCACUAUUCAAUUCCAAACCUCACACAGCUCCCAAGGCUCACACAAGCCCAACCGCGUCACAAAAACAAUCAACUAACAGUCAAGUUGCUUGCUUAGCUACAGGUAUAGAGAACAGAAACACAUACAUACAUCAUCAUGGCUCCUCCCGUUCAGCGUGGCACAAGGUCACCCCGAAGCGUCACAGAGGCAAAACUUGACAGGGAACCAUCGGACUUUGAGUUUGACGCCUUUCCUCCAUUCGCUCUCACUGACGAUUUGCUCAGUCUCAAACCAAGACGACGACGACCAACGCAAACACAAACACAAACGCACCCAAGGGGCAGCAUUACUACCACUGCUGCUGUCACGGGAGCAGAGGAUCGCCGUCACAGCUCCGAGACUAACAAGGACAGCGAUGAGGACAGUUGCCACCGCGUUAGUACCGUAUCGUGCCCCAUCCUCGCGUCGCAACAACGACAACAGCAAAGGCCUCGCAUGAGCAAAAGCCAUAGUGUCCCCACCGAUCUGGGAAACUUCUCGUCGUCCUCCAACCGCACCAACAACAACAAAUCCAAGCGUCAGCUAUUGGCACGAGGAAAAAGUGCCAAGAAUCUGCACCGUCAUUCCAUCGUUAGUAUGGAUGCCAAGAGUGCUCGUACUAGUACCGCGGAGUUCCAACGUCAAGCUCGCCACGAGGAAUUCCAGCGUCAAGUUCGCAAGGAGGCCAAGACCAAGUCCAAGAACCACCCCAACUACUCUCUCGAUAUGUUGCGGGACGAAGAAGAAACGGCACACAAGAAGAGUCCUCCUCGAUAUAGCAGCCCCAAUAGCAGCCGAGCGACCGCCAAGACCAAGAAAGAACGCAAAACCACCAAAGACACCAAGAAGACCAAAGACACCAAGAAGACCACCAAGACCAAGGACCACUCGUCGUCCAAGCAAAAGAGUCGAACCACAGCCGUGAAAAAGAAUGACAAGCACAACAAUAACAAGUUAGAACAUGUCUGUGCGAUUGCCGCCAAUGCUGCGGCGGCUGCGGUCGAGGCAGUCUUUUUGCAGCAGCAGGCGGAACAGUCCAGCCUGGCCCAUGAUGAUGUGGAUAUCAAUCUCGUGGCAGCCAUUGCCUCGGCAUCGGCUGUUGCGGCGGUAAAGGCGACCAUGAGUGCCGAGCAUAACAAGCAAGGCAAAGGAACCAGAGUGUAGCUAGCUACCGCAACAUGCAUUCUCAAAAAGAAACAACCAAAGAAGAGUCAACCAGCCAGAAACAGAUUGAGACUAAACUAUAGCAACAUCAGAUGCACCAUAAAAGAGUAGUACCGCCAAACACAAUAGUUUGAGUGAAAGUUAUUAAUAGCA